This is a messenger RNA of Hyalella azteca, 4537 nucleotides long. RefSeq lists its product as uncharacterized. The record is from RefSeq and is a predicted model, not a curated record. The transcript has 20 exons. Lineage: Eukaryota; Metazoa; Arthropoda; Malacostraca; Amphipoda; Hyalellidae. Bases 125 to 3928 code for a protein of 1267 amino acids. Gene Ontology annotation, cellular component: ciliary transition zone. Gene Ontology annotation, biological process: non-motile cilium assembly.
UGGUAGGUGCGUACUUACAAUACUCUAGUAAUGUGUGAGGGUAAAGUGGCUACUAGGUCAAAACACUGCAGCGGCAACAAAGGUGCAAAAUAAAUUUUUUGAUUUUAAGCAAUAAAUCUGAGAAAUGAGAGAUGAUGAGAAAAUCGAAAACGAUAGAUUCAAUCUUGAUUCCGUUGAACGGAUGCCCCUUCGUCUCGCAGGGGGACCCGAGGAAGCUAUCACCCUGAGCAAGAUGCAUCCUCAGGAGCUGCGGGACCGCUACCUCCAGAUCCAGGACGAGUUCUUCAGAUUCAAGAAAACCUCGUUCGAUCAGUCCAAUGAGUUGAAAAGGGCUCAGACCAGAGUGCGGAAGCUCGAACACGACCUCAAGAAGGAAGAGCGUCUUCGUUCGUCCGUCCCGGCAGCCACCAGCGUAGAACAAAGGCUACAGGAGCAGAAGGAACUAAACGACUUUCAGGCAGCGACAAUAAGUCAACUCGCGUACAGGAACGAGGCUCUUGAGCGUAAACUGAAAUCGGCGAGCAUCCAAGUUCUUGCAGCCCGCAACAACACUCCUGUGAUGUACCGCGACGUGGGGCCUCGCGUCGACACGUGGCUCAGAGGUCCUCCAGCUCGUCGUAGAUACCGCACACCGCCCCCCUCUCGGCCCCACACCCCCGCGUCGCCCUACACCGCAAGACGCAGUCGCGCUCGGUCCCUCUCCCCUACUCGGCGCUCGCUGGACACUCCGGAUGAGGCUCUGGUGGUACCGGCAAGCAUUCGCAGUAUUCUUGAGGAGGCCAAAGAAAGAAUACAAAACCUCGAGGCUGAGAAGGCAACCUUGCAGAAAAGCUGCAAUAGAACACAACAGGAGCUGCAGGAGUGCGAAGAGGACCAUCAAGCGAAGCUCUCGAUCCUGGAGGCGGCGCUGCAGCAGCUGCGACAGCGACUGCGCGAUGCCGGCACGAGGGUCGAGGAAGAAGCUACAGACGCCGUCAUGGCGACUCGUGAGGUGCAGUCGCUCAAAAUACAAAUUCAGGGCUUCCAGGAACGCUGCAAGACGGCCGAGGACAUGUUGGUGGUGGAGCGAAAACGGCGUAUGGAAUUCAUCACAGAGAUCGAUGAGCUUCGCACACAGCUGCAGACGACAAACGACCUGUUGCGCACCAGCCAGCAGGAGUAUCGUCGGCUCACCAGAGAUGUUGAAGAGACUACCAUCAAGCUGGACGUGCUCGCGCAACAGCAAAGACAAGAUCAUCAACAGACACGCAGUGCUCCUGAGCCGUUACAGGAGCCGCAACGAGCGCCCCUCCAGGCAGCGGAGGCCUCGGCUGCUCCAUUACGAAGGCGCAUUGCAGAUCUCGAGCGCGCCGUGCAAUCAGAACUGGCAGAGAAGCAGGAUCUGCUGAAGAAGCUCAGUGAGAGCGUGAUACGUGAAGAAGGUUCAGCCGAACAACUGUCGAACAGUCGCAAAGAAGUCGACCAAUUGAGGUUGUUGGUAACUGAGGCACGAAAGCGAACAGCUGCUGCCGAGGCUGCGCUCUCUAACAAAAGACAUCAGAUGAUGCCCUCAAGCAAGACAGUGGCGGACCGCUCAACUCAGUGCGCUGUGGUUCCUACAACAAACUCGUUGGUAUCUCCACAACACCUUCAGGAGGGACUUCCUAUACGAGCUGCAGGAGACGUUCAAGCAGCAGCAUCGCUGACAGCAACAGAGAGAGAAAAGUUGGCCAAAUUAGAAGCCUCGUAUCAACAGAAAUGUCGGGACUUGGACGAGGCCAAUGGGUUCCUGGCGGAACAUGCACGCGCCUAUAGCGACCUCGUUGCAAAGAGUGAGGCCAGCGCCAAGGAGAACGCUGCUCGCGAAAAGGAGAUGUUGGAGAGGGUGGCGCUGCUGGAAAGCGCUCUCCGGGAACACGAAAAGAGUCCUACCAUGAAUUACUUGCCGACUGCAGAUGCAGAAAAAGUUCAAAAAAAUUCUGCAGAUGUAAAAAUGUCAGAUUCUAACUCGCAAUCUCUCAAACUAAACAAAAAAGAUUGCAUGCUUGAGUUUCACAUAGAGAAAGCAAUAUUCGAUUCUUCAGCUUACGAUAAACAGAAGACUUUCGUGUCGUGGAUAAUGCCCUUCAGCGUGGAGGACCCUCUUCAGCACACCGACCUGGCCAUUGGGUCUAUUGCAGCAUACAGACAUACGUCGCUCUAUAAAAUACCAUUAAAAUCCUUGAAGCAGAUCGAAGGAAAUAUAGCUCUGGAAGUUUACGUUCUUCUGGGCGACGGUUACCCGGGCAAAGUUGGUGAUGCAAUCAUUCCGUUGACGCCCGUGCUGGCCGAGAAAACGAAUAACGUCAUCGACGGCACCUGCGUGGUAGUACCAGCGCAACCCACACAACCAAGCGUCUCAGCAGAACUGUGUACCGUACCAAACCAGCUACUAAUGUGUGAAAGUCAGCUAGGCACUCUAAGCUACAAACUGCGCCUGCAAAAACCGAUCUCCUUGGAUAUUGGCGGUUCUUCCUCCGCAUCAGCGUCGGGUGCUGUCAUGCAGGGGCAGGAAGAAAAUCAGACUCCAGCCUACACAGCCCCGCCUGCUGAAGUUGACCAGUUGCAGGGUCAAAUCCCAAUCCCGUCAGCACGUACGUUUCCGCAACCUCGCAAUGACCACAAACGUAAAACUUCGUUGCGACGUAAAAUGCAGGAUUACAAGCACCGGAACGACAGCAUACACGAGACCGAAGACGAAGAAGACGAACAAGACUCAUACUACGCCGUCCCAAAUUCUGAAUCCGAAACGGAGGGAAUUUACGAGCGGAAUGCAUCUCUCUUAAUGAGCAACGUGAGGCAGCGAGGUCAGCUGACUGUUGAACGUGAGUCUGUUCGUGGCCAGAAAGAUUCGUCGAGCAGACCAUCCAGCAGUAAAAGACCAGAAAAGAACAGUGGGCAUGAAGAUUCAAGAAGAACGUUAGCGGUAAAAGACCGUCCUACAUCUUCGAAAUCCUAUAAAAAUAGAAGAAAGGCAUCUGCAUCUUCAAGAUCAAUCCACAGAUCAUUGGAACAUAUUCCUAAGAAAGGAGAAGAGAUUAACUCCGAAGAUCGCUCCCGCACAACGCUGAGGAAGAAAUCAUCGUCCAACCGACCUCGCUCAGCUCCAAAGAAAGACAGAGAAGUUUACCACAGUUCUUCGACAUCGACGGAAAGUGAUGAAGAAACUACAUCCAUCGAAGGUCCAGCAGAUCCACUGAAGGAUGAUGGCACACUUUCAUCCGGAGAUCCUUCUCCUAAAAUCAGGAGCAAACGAGCAGCGGAAGAAGAGGGAUGUGGGUCGUCACUCUCCAGCUCCAGCCUAACCUCCGACGCCUCCAUGUCGGAACAUAGAAUCUCUACCGACUCUGAGGGGGUGGUGGCGUGCGUACCGAGGAAGAGGUCAGGAGGGUCGAACACCGCUGACACUGUGGUGGUGAGCAUCAGGCAGCUAACGGUGAUGUCAGACGAGCUCCUCACACGAAAACCAAACUACAAAUUCUUCGUAAGCUUCCAUGGCUUCCUUCCUGUGCCAGACCAAGACCUCGAGACUCCUAAUUCCGUCGGCGUGAAUUCGUUAGGAAAAUCCGCAGACUUCCAUUUCCGGAGAGAGUACAACGUUUCAUCGGAGCGUCACCCCGGGCGGAGAGAAGCGCUCAGGAAACUCGUACAAGGAAAAGAUGCCAACAUCAACUUUUAUCUCAACGCUGAGCCUCCAGUUGGGAAAGACGCUAUCUGCGAAAACCUCGGGGUCGGGAGCCUGAAUCUCCUACAAGUUGCUGAUGGCGGUUUUGAUGGCAAGUUGGUAAAAGUGGAACUCGAGAGCCGCCCUGGCUGCACCAUCGCAACCAUCAACGUCGCUGUGACCAUCAAAGCAGUUCUUGACGAGCUCAGAACAGCCGGGUCAUCCGUUGUAAAAAGACGUGUGUAGGAGAUCCAUUUGAAGUGGUCAUCACGAGUGUCUAGAGAAUGAAGCAAGCUUUGGAUCGUGAUCUGGUUACAUGAUGAAUAUGAGAAUCGAAAUCACGAUGCUCUACUGAUCUGCAACUCACCCGCAGGGAUAGCUUGAGAUCAAAGGAGCCUCCAGAGCCUUAAGUAAUUCAUAUUGUCCGUGCGCACUGGUUUCUCAUCGAGUGAUAGCGCUUAAGAACUGAAAUUGUAUACGAAACGAUCAGGCCUUAGUGGCUUGCAAGUGGUGUAUCACAACGUUUAUAACAAGUCAGCAGAGCAAAGUUACUAGUACAUGCACUUCAGUGGAACUUUAAAGAAGAAUAUAACCGCGAGUCACACAUAGAAUUUUUUUACUUUCUAUUGAGCGAAGUGCAAAUGAGCGAUAUGAAGGCAUUUGAAAAAUUCUACUUCAUGUAGAUAUAUUAACGUAACUUGUCAAUAUGGGCGUUGAAGAAUAGGCCUAGUUUGUUUUUCGUCGAAUAAUAUUACUUUUACAAAAAAAUGAACUUCAACAGAUAGCACAUGAAGUCCUACAUGCAAUCAUAGCUGAAAUUAAAAUAUGGGGGGGGGGGUGAGAGACGAAGCAACA